GGCAUUGUAUUGAGUUAUUGCACUCACGAGCAGCAGCACCGCUUCUGUGGAUGCGGUGACAGCAUAAGUAACAUUUCUGUUAAAAAAAAAAAAAAAAAAAAAAGAGAGAGUCUGUCUGUCUAGCCGUUUGGAUUUCUUGAGAGUUUGAUCUCAUCGCUUCACGUCUCCGUUGGUUUGAUGCAUGCUGUCCCCAUUGUCAACCUGCUGGGGGCCUAAAAGUGAAGCAGCACCCGGCUUUAUGAAUGGGGAUGCUCGGAGGGUGUUUCUAUGGAAACAAAAGCAGGUGAGGGCAUUAACAGGAAGAAGAGAAGAGGCUCAGCUGGAGGGGGUGGAGACAGAAGAACGAGGUCAAUGUGCUAAAAAAAAUAAAGUUCCCAGGCUGACUGUGAUUGAGGCCCCUCGAAUCAUUCCAAGGUCCUUAAGAAGGAUUAUAUUCAAGAUUUGGAAAGUUCUUUGUGCAAAACCAAACCGCCGCCAUGCCGAUCCUGAAACAGCUAGUGUCUAGCUCCUCCCAGAGCAAGCGCCGCUCACGCAUGGACCUGACCAGGGAGAUGAUCAGCGCUCCGCUGGGCGACUUCCGCCACACCAUGCAUGUAGGCCGCAGUGGUGAUGCGUUCGGUGACACCUCCUUCCUCAGCACGCGCUCGGGGGAACCUCCCCCUGAAACCAAUUUCUUCCCCCGCUCUCCUCGGCCCGGCCUCCUGUCUCGCACCUUCAGGAGCAGCAAGCGCUCCCAGUCAGUGACCAGAGUAGACCAGCAGAGAGACAACACCCUGGUGACUCCUGGUGGGUCCCCCACCUAUGUGAAGAAUGCCAUGUCACUUCCCUUCCUCAAUGGUGAGGACAGAGGGGACUGUCUUCUGGCCAAGAGUUUGUCCUCGAGUCCUUUAAAGCAGCCCGGGGAGGUGGAUGGGAGAGGCGCAACUGCAGCCGCUCACUACCUGGAGCUGGAAGAGCAGAGCUUUGGUGAGCUAACAGAGCUUCCAGAGAGCUCCCACCACCACUACGGCGGUGGAAUGAAGCACGCUGAGUCGGUAAUGUCUUUCCAUGUCGACCUGGGACCCUCCAUGCUGGGUGACAUCCUGGGGGUGAUGGAAAAGGAGGAUGACGAUCUCGGCUACGAGGAGGGCAAGAGCAGCGAGGGCCGUGCCUCACCACCUCUCAGCACCCACGGCGAGGAAGAGGAUAGUGUCGAGAGAAACAAAGAUGAGGAUGCAGAGGAGGAGGAGGAGGAGGAAGAGGAAGGCUCUGCAGAACUGCAGCAGCAGGCCUCUAUGCAUCUAGACAGCUCUGUAGAUCUGGGGCCUGAGAAUGGAAGUCCCUACACCCCAGAGUACACUCCCGAGACUCGGCCCAAACAUUUGCAGCAUCUAGACAGCUGCUCCAUGUCCAGCUCUGGCUCUGCUGCCCUGGACGAGAAGCCAAACAGCCCGACCUAUGCAGGAGAUACAGACAGCGCCACUUUCAGUGCUCCGCCAGAGGAGGAGAGCAACUUCUCCUCCUUCUUGGAAGAUGAAGACGAUGAGAUCCGCGUAUGAGUCUCCGAAGUCUUCUAAACCAAUAAAAAAGGACAGAGCUCUGGAAGGGGAAUAAGUGAAACUAGCAAGUGCUUUAACAGUGUGGAUUUGCAACUGAACAGAAAUAAGACACUGUUGUCGGGUACUGUGGGAAUGGGACUGUGAAGAAGACGGAGGACGCUGACUUUGUAGGUCUGCAAGGAAAGAGUCGCUGCUCCUAUUUGGAAGAGCCCAACUCCAUCUGUCAGAGAGCCUUACCCUCCACUGUCUGUCAACCCGGCUCUCCCUUUUCAACACUGAGGGAACUGACAUGGAAGAGCAGCCUCUCGUUAGAAAUAAACUUUUAGGAAAAACACUUUCCACAACUAAAGCUCAAUUCACGCUUUGUCGCUCUUUUCUCUCACUUGACGUGUCACAUGGCUUUUCAAAUUUGGCUCGCCUCCCUUCUUGUUGUGCUUUGUCUCGCUGGCCGUGGGACAUCAUGAGGCCUGAGCUGAACAGAAGGCCUCUAUCGCCACAGGAUUACUGGUGGGUAUCUUGUAACAAUAAAGGGGGCUGUGUUUGUCACUGGAGUGUGAAGCCCUGAGUUGAGCCCCUUUCAUCUGAAGAUGAUAUAGUACAGUGCCAAAGAUCUGUCAGUUUUCUCCCUUAUGUAACUCUGUGUCCUUGUGACAACUGCUCACAGGCGGCCUUUCCCUGCUGUAAAGCUGGACCACAAAGCCCAAAACCAUAAUUCUCUUCUGUUUUUCAUUCACUGUGAGCGCUACACAGGCUUACCCUCCGUGUAUAUUAGAGAAAACCAGGGCUGUAAAGCUGAUGGCGAAGCAUUGGCCUGCAUUAACUAAAAAAAGCCUGGUGUUACUACAGGAAGCCAGAGGAGUGAAGAGUGGCCCACUGGGGGAGAGGUUGUACACUGUGUUUCUCUUUUCCCAAUGGACAGAUUCUUUUUUUUUUCCUCCACCCUGAAGCCAUAAUAAUGAUGUUGAUGAUGUUACAGAUUUCUGAUAACUGACAUGGAUUGGCUAUCUUCCACAUUCUAAUGUCAUUUACAGUUGAAACUGAAACGUUUGAUAACCACUUCCUUCCUUGUUUGCGUACAUCCGAGCAGCUGCAGUGGUGCAACUGAACAGUUUAAAAGAUGUUGAUCCUCAUUGGUCCAAUGGGCUGCCUUUAUGUAUAGACAAGUUUCCACUACUUUGUGAGGAGGGCUUUAGGUUAUUUAUUGUGCAAAAUCAGCAGGCACAAUUAAGCCAGACACUACUGGUAUUUGGUGGUUAAUACCUGUUGCGUUUCAUUUUUAUCUUUGAAGAAAAAAAAAAAAAAAAAAAAAAAAUCUUUGCUAUGUUUGUAUUGAGUCUGUUUAUAGAGUAGAUGAAAAGGAAAGACACGGCCAGCAAUGGCAAGAGAAUUAAAAAAAAAGGUGGCUAUUUUUCUGCAAGUUGCAUCGUCAUUGCAGCUCGACCGUAUCUUUUGCAUCAUUAAAAGCUGCGGACAGAAGUAUUGGGGCUCAGUUGCGCUGAUUGAUUUCACUGCCUUAACUGAAACUGACAGAUGUGCCAAAUCUUAGAUUUCUAGCAAAAAAUAAUUCUACAUUGUGACGCUCAAAUUUGGGAGAGCCUGUCAAAUCUGUUCCUUCUCUGUAUGAUUAUCACUUCUGAAGUUAAGUUUAAGGCGGCGUUUCAACUUGUAGGUUAAAUAAAAAUAAAGAUGUGUUGUAAAAAAAAAAAAAUGUGCAUAACUGGAUAUUUAUAUUUCCAAUCACUCAAACACUACAUAAUGUAUUCAGGUGAUUUCUAUGGUUAAAGGUGUGUGCGACUGGGAAGUUAUCAUUGUUGCCCUUUCUGUAUAAUGUUGUGUAUUAUGCCUUACUUCUUUACUGUUACUUUGUUCUGUAUUAUCCAAAAUAACCUAUAUUUUUCAAUAAAAGAAAUCCUGAACAUCUUUACGUCUUCGUAUUUAAUGCAGCUUGGUCUCAGAGCAUCAGAAGGGAAUGUGGCAUAAGUGCUACUCAAUCAGCAGCAUUAACAAAGGAAUUCCUAGACUGCCAUCACUGCUUCCUGUCACUUUGCUUUGGCUCUCCCAGAAGAGGAAGGAAGGAAGCAAUUUAGGCCUAGUUGUAUGUGUCUCUUUAAGUAUUAGCUAUACAAGCUGAGAAUGCUGUGAUGACGUGUGUGUGUGUGUGUGUGUGUGUGUGUGUGUGUGUGUGUGUGUGUGUGUGUGUGUGUGUGUGUGUGAGUGAGAGAGAGAAAAGAGUCAACAUGUACGUAAAUACCCUUCAAACUCCCUCCCCUCUAUUUUCAUGCUGUCGUUCAAACAGCUAAGCAGCAGCUCAACAGAUCCUUUGCAUUAAUAAUGUCCAAACUACAGAAGACGUUGGACAAAAGACGUUUUUUUUUUUUUUCCAACAGCGAAAAUUGCGUAAUGUCUUCAGAUACAAUCCAUAUUAAGUUUGCUAAUUUAAUCACCUUUAACUCAUGAAAACAGUCGUAUGUAAAAAAAAAAAUAAACCAAGUAGAGUGUGUCAAAGAAAGGCAUGGAACAGUCAUAGUAUAUAGAAUGUUGAAAAGCAUGUAAAAUAUAUUCUAGCAUGUUGGGAAAAGUAACAGUAUAGCAUGUCGAAGAAAGUAAUAAUAUAAAAUGUCGAAAUAUUUUUUAAAUAGUCAUAAUAGUAUGUUGAAAAAAGUAAUAUAGUAUGUAAAAAAAAAUACACGAUACAAUAGUAUAUUUUUUAAUACUACAACUAUUAUUGCUAGGUUAGUACAGCAACUACUUCUGCUAUAAUUGCUACUUUUACCACAACUACAACUAUUACAACUAAAACUAAUUCAACUCCAACAACUUAUCCUACUAGUUGAUUUGAUAGCUACCAAAUGUUUGUUCAAUUCGCUCUACUUCUUUGUCUCCUUCAAGUCCUUCUGCUCAUCCAGAAGUCUGGACAAAAUACAGAGAUAUGUGGUUUACACCAACAUUUACCAAAAAGAUAAAGUCUCUCAUGCUCCAAUGCCAGCCUUUAAUUCACCACUUUCAGGAAGGACAAGGUAGAUUGUAUAACACAAACACAGGUAGAUAUGUUAGACAGGUAGACAUUAAUAAUCUGAUUAUGUAAUCACAAUGUGCCUUGUGCGACAAUGACAAGACAUUCACAUACUUUUAUAUUUCUUUGCAAAUGUAGAUGUGGAAAUACGUGUGUGUAUCUGGUAUUGUAGUCUAUCCUUUAUAUGUCUGCCUUGUAAAGCACUUUGUAAUUGCUGCUUGUUUUGAUAGAUUUUAUAUAAAUAACCUUUAUUAUU
Molecule: messenger RNA, 4807 nt
Organism: Anarrhichthys ocellatus (wolf-eel)
Lineage: Eukaryota; Metazoa; Chordata; Actinopteri; Perciformes; Anarhichadidae
Gene: cdc42ep4a
Product: CDC42 effector protein (Rho GTPase binding) 4a
Exons: 3
Coding region: 477-1538 (353 amino acids)
Biological process (GO): positive regulation of actin filament polymerization; positive regulation of pseudopodium assembly; Rho protein signal transduction
Cellular component (GO): cytoskeleton; cytoplasm; plasma membrane
Molecular function (GO): small GTPase binding
Source: RefSeq, a predicted model, not a curated record